AUGUCGAUUGAUCAGUUAGAGUCUAGCAUCUCCAAUUUAGCUUUGGACAACGAUGUUGAUAUUAAUCCAGCUGGCCAUUCAAAGAAGCACAGGAGAUCAAAUAGAGCUUUUCACAGCUUUACUGGUAACACUCCAGUUGGUACCCCCACUAUGCCUGUAGGUGUCACGUUCGGUGGUAUUCCAACUACUCCUGGGUUUAACGCAGCACCACCAGGCUUCAAUGCUAAUGUUGCUUCAUCUCCAGUCACGAUGAACCAAGAACCAAUCCAACAAUACCCAUUCCCACAACCUGAGCUCACGACAACCUCGCACCAUAUCUCCAGUAAGAGAUGGGAGGAUCAAAUUCAAUAUUUGUCCAAAGCCUUUGAUACUUCAAGAGACAUUUUGCCACCUUUACCAACCACUCAAUUCUAUUCAGUAGACCAAAAAUCGUGUGAUCCUAGAUUAAUGCAAUUAAGUAUGCAUAAGAUCCCAGCUGAUGAACAUGUUAGAUCUGCCACAAAGUUACCAUUUGGACUGACAGUGCAGCCAUUUGCAGAUAUUAUCUCAGCUCAAGAAAGUGAAAUCCCAGUGGUUAGUUCUAAUGACGUUAACAAUGCAAUCAAGCCACCUCUACGUUGUAGACGUUGUCGUUCUUACAUUAAUCCGUUCUAUCAAUUAACCUACGAUUUGAAAGCUAUCUGUAACUUUUGUAAAGUUAAAAUGAAACUAUCAGAAGAUGAGACCUUUGGAAUGGAUACCUUAAAUUAUACUGCUAGUAAUAAAGUUGAAUUAACUAAAGGCUGUGUUGACUUCUUAGCUCCAAAAGCUUACAAUGCCACUCCUGAUGUUCAUCCAUUACCACUACAUUACAUCUUUGUCGUCGAUGUCUCUUUAUUAGCAAAUGAGAAUGGCAGUAGUUAUGCUGUCAUUGACGCAAUAAGGAAUUCUGUUGAAUAUAUUAUGGAAAAUCAACCAAAUUGUAAAAUUGCAAUUAUGACAUACGACAAUAAAUUGAAAUUCUAUAAUCUAAGAAGCAAUUUAGAAUCUGCCCAAGAAUACAUUGUCAAUGAAUUGACUGAUGAUGUCUUUAUUCCAUUUUACAAUGGGCUAUUUGUCAGACCCGAAGAGUCAAUACACGUUAUAAAUGAUACAUUAGGUAAAAUCAGUGACUUCGUCAGAAACCAAAAGUAUAGUCACGUUCCACAAUCAUGUUACGGUGUUGCAUUACAAGCUGCCAGAAUCGCUCUGGAUACUGUAACUAAAGGGCAGGGUGGUAAAAUCAUUUGCUCCCUCAAUUCUUUACCAACUAUCGGCUAUGGUAAUUUAUCACUGAAGAAGGAUGAUAAUGGAAAACAUGAUUUAAACUGUAAUAAUGAAUAUUACAGUAAGUUGUCACAUAAUUUAUUGAGGUCAUAUAUUUCUGUUGAUCUUUUGGUCACGAGCGCAGGUUUUGUUGACAUGUGUACUGUUGCUCAACCUGUUAGAAUGACGAGUGGAAAUUUGAAAUAUUAUCCACAUUUCCGUGCCAGUGAAGAUGACAGUAUGAUUAUUAAUGAUAUGAUUGAUAACAUAUCGAAGAUCACAGGUUACCAAGCAUUAUUGAAAGUCCGUUCAUCUGAAGGUAUUUCUGUGGAUCAAUAUUAUUCGAUAUCAGUUGAUUAUUCUGACCGUGAUCCAAUAAUUCCAGUCUUAACUAAGGACACAACUUUAGAUGUUUUAUUCAAAUAUGAUGGAAAAUUCAAAAAAACUGGUGUACCAGUGUAUUUUCAAACUGCAUUAUUAUACACUGAUAUCAAUGGUAUUAGGAAAAUCCGUUCCAUGAAUUGUUUCGGUACCGUUUCCAAUAAUAUUAACGAAAUCUUCCAAAACUUGAACGAGAACUCUAUAAUGAGAAUUAUGAUCAAGGAUGUCAUUAGAACAUUAGGUGACUGUGAUUUUAAGAAGAUAAGAGAAAGUAUUGAUACAAAAUUAAUCGAUGUUUUAACACAAUACAGAGCAUUGGUAAGUGGCAAUUCUUCUUCGCAAUUAGUUUUACCUGAUUGUUUAAAGACUCUACCAAUGUACAUGUUAUCAUUUGAAAAGACAGACUUGAUGAAACCAAAUACACAAAGUACACGUGGUAACGAAAGAAUCAACGAUUUGAUUAAAUUAGAGACUUUAGACAGCGCUCAAUUACAAUACAAGUUAUACCCUCAAAUCUUACCUUUCCAUGUUCUACUAAACGAGAAUGAUUUCACUUUCUACGAUGCUAACGACAAGAUGCUACAACUUGAUCAGACUUCCUUAGAAAAUCUUUCUGUGAGAAAUGGAUACCACAAUUUAACCAAUGGCGGUUGCUAUUUCAUUUUCCAAAGUGAAGUCGUGUACUUGUGGUUUAAUGAAAAUACCAACAAGAUGUUAUUACAGGAUCUAUUAGGUGUUGAUGCCAAUUUAUCAAUCAACCAAAUUUCCCUGUAUAGUAGCUACUUACCAGAGACCGGCACUGAUAUCAAUGAAAAAGCUUCAAAUGUGAUCAAGAAUUGGGCACAAUCAGUUGGAAAGCAGUCUGUCCCAAUCAAGCUCCUAAGACCAAACAUAGACGCAUACUACGGUUACGUAAUGAGUCAACUCUUGGUAGAAGAUAAGACUAUCAAUAUGAUUGAAAGUUUCGAUAAUUACUUAAUCUAUCUACAUGCACAGAUCCAAGAAAAAGUCAAAAAGGAAGAUUACGUGAAGAUCAACGGUUCAUCCAAGAGCCACGAAACUUUCCAUCAGAAAUUUGUACAAUUUUAA
Messenger RNA from Kazachstania africana CBS 2517, 2754 nucleotides. RefSeq names its product Sfb3p (gene SFB3). Bases 1 to 2754 code for a protein of 917 amino acids. The record is from RefSeq and is a predicted model, not a curated record. Gene Ontology annotation, molecular function: SNARE binding; zinc ion binding. The transcript has a single exon. Lineage: Eukaryota; Fungi; Ascomycota; Saccharomycetes; Saccharomycetales; Saccharomycetaceae. Gene Ontology annotation, biological process: COPII-coated vesicle cargo loading; endoplasmic reticulum to Golgi vesicle-mediated transport; intracellular protein transport. Gene Ontology annotation, cellular component: COPII vesicle coat; endoplasmic reticulum exit site.